UGUUAUUGAUCUUCUUACUGGUAUACAGAUGUACUCAUUUUAAUUUAAUUUUUAGAUCUUCCAGAAGUUUGCUAAAUUAUAUAACAAUGCCUUUGAGAAAAUCAAGAUCGAGUGCUGUUGAGAAAGCCUUGUCUCCUGAAGAACAGCAAGCAAAGAUAAAUGAAGUUCGAAGGAUGAUUGGUCCAUUGUCGGAAGCACUGCCAGACUUCUGUUCAGAUGUUUCAAUAUCAAGGUACCUCCGGUCAAGAAACUGGAAUGCAGAAAAGGCAAGUAAAAUGCUGAAAGAGACUGUGAAAUGGAGAUUGAAAUACAAGCCAGAAGCCAUUCGCUGGGUAUGGGUAGAGUUCUUUAUGUUCUUGAAGAACUGUAGUUUAACACAAAAGGAAGGGAAGCUCUCAUCAACUGAGUCUACAGUGAGGAAGGCAGAGGAUGUGGUGAGCAGCAUGCUGGCCAAGGGUUUUGUCCCGAGCAAGGAUGCCCUCAAGAGAGCAAUCCUAGGAUAG
This is a messenger RNA of Phoenix dactylifera (date palm), 503 nucleotides long. Lineage: Eukaryota; Viridiplantae; Streptophyta; Magnoliopsida; Arecales; Arecaceae. The record is from RefSeq and is a predicted model, not a curated record.